AUGCCUAUCUCCCGACUUUCAUUGGGUGAUCAUGAGUUCGGUAUUGCCACAUUGUCUCUCGGGAAUUGGAGGGAGCAUCGCUUGCAACCUCGCCUAGAAGCAGCAGCAAGGGCGGGAUAUCUGUGGAUUGAUCUCUUUGAUGAGUGCUGGGCCGCAUACUUGGAGGAAAAUGGGUUAUCAAGAGAAGACCAUCAUAUAUGGGAGCCAACCCAGGAGAAUCUGAAGGUUGCGCAGAAGUUGGCGGGUGUUGUCAAGUCCCUGGGAAUGCGCAUUGCCUGUACGCAGCCUCUUCGAAAGAUUGAGGGUAUCAAAGACCCUGAGGAACGUCAGGCUACCCUUGAUCUGGUAGCCAAGCGGUUUCCAUUUAUGCGAGCCUUUGACACCGAUCUUGUCUUUAUGUGUGCAAAUAUUCGCAAGGACAGUGGUGUUACAUCAGACCUGGCAGUCGUCGCUCAAGAUCUAGCCCAACUUGGUGAUAUGGCUGCGGCUUAUGCGAAAGCUGAUGGUGGCCCUAUGUUGAGGAUCGGGUAUGAGGGCCUUUCUUGGGCAACCCGAAACACAUGGUCUUCGUCAUGGGAAGUGGUUCGAUUCGCCAAUCGCCAAAAUGUCGGCUUGAUACUAGAUGCCUUCAACAUUCUUGCCGUCGAGUUUGCGGAUCCAUACAAUGUUGCUGGUCACGGGCGUAUAUACCCAACACUGGAGGAAUCCCUCGAUGUACUCACAGAAUCGCUUGUCUCAUUGGUCCUCACGGUGCCUGGGGAUCGGAUCUUCUUCUUUCAGUGUGGGGAUGCGGAACUGGUGAACCCAACAAGCUUUCUUCCUCCCUCUGAUCCGGACACUCCAUUGCUGCUUCCAUGGUCGCGAGGCCAUCGUCUAUAUCCGCUUGAGCAAUCUCGAGGCGCUUAUAUGCCAGUGGAACUCGUUGGAGCCGCCGUUCUCGGCACUGGAUACCAGGGUCCAAUUUCACUUGAAGUUUUCAAUACAUCUUUAGACCAGCCCGGCCAAAUGGUUCCUACAGAUCAUGCUAUGAGAGGACUGGAUGCCCUUCAAGGCUUGAUGGAGACUUCAAAAUCCAUUUUUGGAUUUUGGGCAAACAGUGUUGAACGCAAGAAGGCGAUCAAUCAGGUAGUUCAAAGACUCCGGUCAAGCAAUCACAAGCUGUGA
Molecule: messenger RNA, 1164 nt
Organism: Penicillium soppii
Lineage: Eukaryota; Fungi; Ascomycota; Eurotiomycetes; Eurotiales; Aspergillaceae
Product: sugar phosphate isomerase/epimerase family protein
Exons: 1
Coding region: 1-1164 (387 amino acids)
Source: RefSeq, a predicted model, not a curated record